This is a messenger RNA of Gymnodraco acuticeps, 2290 nucleotides long. RefSeq names its product cytochrome P450 2K1-like. The record is from RefSeq and is a predicted model, not a curated record. Lineage: Eukaryota; Metazoa; Chordata; Actinopteri; Perciformes; Bathydraconidae. Gene Ontology annotation, molecular function: heme binding; oxidoreductase activity, acting on paired donors, with incorporation or reduction of molecular oxygen, reduced flavin or flavoprotein as one donor, and incorporation of one atom of oxygen; iron ion binding. Gene Ontology annotation, cellular component: intracellular membrane-bounded organelle; cytoplasm. Gene Ontology annotation, biological process: xenobiotic metabolic process. Bases 281 to 1801 code for a protein of 506 amino acids. The transcript has 9 exons.
UCAGGGGACAUGACAUUGACUUACAUGCAUUUCCUGGAGACUUAUCCUAACCUUAAAUCUUCAGCCUCCAAAACAUUCAUCUCCAAUCAAAACAAGUCCUUCUGCUUUGACUGCCAGGAUUGGAUCUGUGCCACAAACACCGUCCUCGUGGGCGGGGACCAGCCCAUAAUGCUCCGUUACCUAAAGCUCAGUCACUCAUUUCACAUGAUUUGUGCUUGCAUGAGGAGCGUGAACACCACGGUGUUAUCUGCAGGGCUAAGCACUGUCAACAGCAGAACAAAUGUCUCUUUGGCACGAUUUUGUUCUCAUCUUUUUCUCUAAUCCCACCACUUUGUUGGGGUUGGUGGCUCUCCUGCUCAUUCUCUAUCUUGUAUCCAGUAGUUUAAUCACCAAGGAAAUAGGGAAGGAGCCCCCAGGACCGAGGCCUCUUCCCCUGCUUGGUAACCUGUUGCAGCUUGAUCUCAAGAGACCCUACAAAACCCUCUAUGAGCUUUCAAAGAAAUAUGGGUCUGUGUUUACGGUAUACUUUGGAACCAAUAAAGUGGUGGUGCUGGCUGGAUACAAGUCAGUAAAGGAUGCUCUGGUCAGCAAUGCAGAAGAGUUUGGUGAAAGAGAAAUCUCCCCUAUUUUUUAUGACAUGAAUGAAGGUCACGGAAUCCUGUUUGCAAAUGGAGAAUCAUGGAAAGAGCUGAGACGUUUUGCCCUCGGCACCCUGAGAGACUUUGGCAUGGGCAACAGAAUAGCGGAGCAAAAAAUCCUAGAGGAAUGCCACCAUCUGACCCAAAUGUUUGAAGAUCAUAAAGGGAAACCAUUUGAUACAACGCGCCCGUUGAAUCAUGCAACAUCCAAUAUCAUCUCCUCUAUCGUGUAUGGAAGCAGAUUCGAAUACAAUGACCCCAGAUUCAAGGAAAUGGUCAGAAGAGCCAACCAGUCCAUAUGCAUUGUUGGAUCUGCACAAAUCCAGCUCUACAACAUGUUUCCCAGGCUGGUCAGUUGGAUAAAGAACCGUCAGCUGCUUUUACAAAAUGUUGAGAUGACCAUAAAAGAUGUCAAGGCUUUAGUCAAGAAUCUGAAAGAGACUCUGAACCCUAGCGUCUGCAGAGGGCUUGUCGACUGUUUUCUGAUUCGGAAGAAGAAAGAAGAAGACUCUGGUGUGAAGGACACUCACUACAACGAGAAGAAUUUGAUAUUUACAGUAACCAACCUGUUUUCUGCUGGUACCGACACCACAGCAACGACACUGAGAUGGGGUUUGCUGCUUAUGGCUAAAUAUCCGCAUGUACAAGACCAGGUCCAGGAGGAGCUGAGCAGAGUGAUAGGAUGCCGUCAGGCAGGGGUCGAUGACCGGAAGAACCUGCCGUACACUGAUGCUGUCAUCCAUGAGAUACAGAGACUGGCCAACAUUGUCCCCAUGGCCAUUCCUCAUAAAACCAGCCGAGAUGUCACCUUCCAAGGAUACUUCAUCAAAGAGGGGACUACUGUGCUUCCUCUUCUUACUUCUGUCCUGUAUGAUGAGAGUGAAUGGGAAACACCACACACUUUCAACCCUUCCCACUUCCUGGAUAAGGAGGGUAACUUUUUCAGGAGGGACGCCUUCAUGCCAUUUUCUGCAGGUCGCAGGGUGUGUCUGGGGGAGAGUCUGGCCAAGAUGGAGCUGUUCAUCUUCUUCACCUUCCUCCUCCAGCGCUUUCGUUACACUCCUCCACCUGGAGUUACAGAGGAUGAACUGGAUCUCACUCCAGCUGUGGGCUUCACCCUCAGCCCGUCACCUCAUGAGCUGUGUGCCGUUAGACGCCAAUAAGAAAUGGAGCGAGGGCACUGCAUUAUAACUGCUUGGAAAAAUAAAUUGUGUUUGACUCUUAUUAAUCAGCUAGCAUUUGUCCUAUUCUCAUGAAGUUGUCUGAAAUUGUAUUUUAGAAAUAAUGUUAUAUUACUAUUGUGGGAGACAAUUCUGUGUAGCAAUGCAAUGGGAGUGCACCGACUCAGGAAGGAGACACGGGGAGAGCUGGAGCUUUGGGAGACAAAACACUGAGAGCACCUCAGCCAAGGUUACAGGUGCAUGUGCUCAGUCUGAUAAACUGAUAAACUUGGUCAAAGUUAUGGGCCUUGGAAAAUAUUUCCCCAACAACUAUAACAUUUUUAGAACUGCCUCUUCAUACACCUCAUGUUUAUCUAAAAAAAAAAAUGCAAUGUAAUCUUCAAUGUACAAUCAAAUGCAUUUAUUUACAAAUCGUAUAUGUUUGUGACCACUUUUUACCUUGAAAAUAAAUACUUAAUAAUUCAAAGACAA